UGCCAUAAUUUUAUGUACCUUUUCUAUUUCUAGAGAGAUAAGCAUCAAUAAUCAUCGCCAUUAUUUUGGGUCGUCUCUUUCAAUCAUACUUAUUAGGUUCUUCUAUUCUCUAUUAUCCUUUACCCCUUUUCUCUCCUCUUAUCAUUAAAAAGCCAAGCCCUUUCUGAUUUUUAUUAUUCUUCAAUUAUUAUUACCUUUUCUCCCCCCAAAUUGCGCACUGUUGCUUUAAUCCCUACAAUUUCAGCAGGGCUUUAAUUCGAGCUGUUUUUGUAUCAAGUCCUCGAAGGCAUCAAUCCGGCUACAUACUGGUAAUCUUGUCGAACCUCCAACCUUCAGCGCUACUUCUGUUGUUUGAUCUGAUGCAUCCUGAUAAAUUAUGAAGUGAAGGCUAGUACUUGAUCAUCAACAAGGAAGAUAGUAUCUUAAAUAAAACAUAAUUGUGUCCAUCCAAUUUGCAAGUUAGUGUAUAAAAAUAGCUAAGACGGGUGCUCUUUGUUGUGUGGCCGCUGGGCCACAUGGAACAAAAUCCAAUUCAGUCAGCAGGGACCAUUCAAUGGAUCGUAUUGAACCCCACUGGAGAAUAAAUUCAAGCUUCUCUCCUCCACUGCCAAGGAGAUGGGACUGCCAGUUUCAUCCUGAUGGCUUAUCUCGUGUAACUAAUGGGCCUGUCAUCUAUGAGUCUUCAGCAUCAUCACAAAGCAGAGGAAGUAGAAACAUGGUCAGCAGCGAGCCACUCCCAAGUCAUUAUCAUUCUGUCUCUGAUGGUGCACUCUCUUAUUAUGGUAGCCCAUCUGACAAUCACCAAGCACCUCGUUGGACCCCACCUGUACAAAGAUAUGAUCUUGGCGAGUUUUCCACACCUUCAGGAGGAGCAAGGCCUGAGGCUUCUGUAUUUUCUCGGAGAAACGAGCGACGAUUUACAAGCAGGGUUCCCUCAGUAUCUAGCAGUCUUAGCUCUCCAUCUCCAUUCUCAGAGUCCAGCCAAUGGGCAUCGACAAGCAAGCCAAUCUUCAUCCCACCAUCCCACUUCUCUGGCCGCCGCUCUUUCAUGUCAAAGCCAGUUUAUCCCCUUGUCUACCCUAAUCCAGUCUCAGAUGCAGAAAUUUACAGAAGCACUACGACACCGAGAUACACUUUCAGUCCUGACCUAAAGUUUCAUAAAUCCCUUACACAACUUCAAAGGAUGGAGGCCUCUCCAGACCCCAACACGAGCUCGUCAAGGAGAGAAGGGUUCAGAUGGAGCAACGCGAGCAGCUAUGACUUUGGUUUUGAUGGAGACACCGUUGACAUCACAGAGCAUAUCGGUUUGGAAACCCUGAGCUCUCCAUGUACUGAUAGUUCAAUGCAUCAGAGAUGUGGAUUAUGUGAGAAGCCUUUGUGGCAUAAAUCUCCAUGGAGUGCACGUAGAAUCGUUAGAAGCAAUGAUAUGCCAGUGACCGGGGUUCUUGCCUGUGGUCAUGUAUUUCAUGCCGAGUGCUUGGAGGAGACCACGCCCAAGAGCCAAAUCAACGAGCCGCCUUGUCCGGUUUGUCAGAAAACUGUCGGUGGGGGUGACAGGUCUAUUUCGUUUUCUGAGCCUUUGCAGGUCACAUUGAGGUCCGUUAGAGCAGGGAGUAGCAGCAAUGCAAAUGUUGAUCUCAGUCAGUCUCUACCUAUGCCAAGGAGAGGAGGAUCGAUGGUAAAGAAUCAGUUCAAGAAGCGAUUUUUCAAAGGGAAGAAAAUGGGUAAAGAUAUUUUUGCUUCAUCAUCAUCCUCGUCGAUGAUUCGAGACAACAACCAGGGACGUCAGUGGCGGCUGAGGUUUGGUCAGUCAUCAAAAUAGCCGACCGUCGUCUUUUUUGGUGUAUGCCCAUGUACAGUGGUUUCUCUAGAUUCUGAAAUUUUAAGUUUAUUCCAUAGACUACAGCAGAUUGUUUGUUGUAUCUUCUUCUGGUUACUUUCAGAUAUCACAUGGAAUCAGCAGGGUUAGGUAACCAACUGCUUAUUUUUA
Molecule: messenger RNA, 1990 nt
Organism: Asparagus officinalis (garden asparagus)
Lineage: Eukaryota; Viridiplantae; Streptophyta; Magnoliopsida; Asparagales; Asparagaceae
Exons: 5
Coding region: 554-1822 (422 amino acids)
Source: RefSeq, a predicted model, not a curated record